Molecule: messenger RNA, 513 nt
Organism: Meloidogyne enterolobii
Lineage: Eukaryota; Metazoa; Nematoda; Chromadorea; Rhabditida; Meloidogynidae
Source: the annotation of a GenBank genome assembly
AUGAGUAAUUUCGAAGUACUGGCAAAAAAAUUUAAUUUUGAAAAUAUUGAAUGUGAAGAUCAACAACAACAACAACAUCCCCACAAACAUCCCCACAACCAACAACAAACUUCAUCUUCUCCUUCACUUUCUCCAUUACGUACACGUCUUUGGACAGCCCCAAUAGAAACUUCAAACAAAAGAAUUCAACAAAAACAGCCCUGUAAAGCUGUUUUUAGAUCUGCCCAAAGAAGAAGUGCCACAGGCAUUAGAAGGGCCGAUAAACAUUUAGAAGAACCAGCACUUUUAGUUGAUUUAGAAGGGAUUUGUUUAGAUGAAAAAUGUUUGAAUAAUUUAAUUGAUAAAGACGAAAAUUUGGAAAAUUCUAAAGAAGAAAGAAAAACUCCUGAAAAUACUUCUUCUAAUUUAUCUUCUUCAUUAACUACAGCUAGAAGACUUUCGAAUACUUCAGAAAAUACUAAAGGAGAAAAAAAGAAUUCUGCAAUGAGUAAAGAUUCCGGAAUUGAUUUUUGA